Molecule: messenger RNA, 499 nt
Organism: Didymodactylos carnosus
Lineage: Eukaryota; Metazoa; Rotifera; Eurotatoria; Philodinida; Philodinidae
Source: the annotation of a GenBank genome assembly
UGUUUGUUCUAAUGGAAACUGUUCAAUAACAUGCACAGGCGGCUAUCUUGAUUGUGACAAAACACCCACAGAUGGUUGUGAAGUAAAUCCAAAUACAGACACAUCAAACUGUGGUAAAUGUGGUAAUAUAUGCCCACAUGGACCUUAUUCGACGGCUGUUUGUUCUAAUGGAAAGUGUUCAAUAAUAUGCAGUGACGGUUAUCUGGACUGUAAUGGUAAUGCCACAGAUGGUUGCGAAGAAACGCAGACGAGUGAUCCGAAGUGCAAUCGAAAAGCGUGUGGUGUAAUAGCGACUGGUGCGAAUUGUGGCCAAGUACGUGGUAUUCCUCCAAUAACGCCGAUCACCGCUCCGAAAACCCCGCUUAUUGCUCCGAAAACCUCAGUUAUUGCUCCGAAAACCCCGAUUAUUCCUGCAAAAGCCCCGGCUAUUGUUCGAAAAGCCUCCGUUAUUGCUUCGAAAACGCCUGAUAGUUAUCCACAAAAGGCGAGUGCUGCUUAG